GGUUCAGCUAAGCCGGUUGACUCUUACACAAAUCGCAGUUAAAUCGGGAAUUAGGAAUAAUACACCGCGCCUGUUUUUGACAGAAUAACUUUUAUUUUGAUUUAGCACAGACUCAGAUCUUUCCAGGCCGACGCACUUGUAUAAUUAACUAACCUUUUGGACCAAGUACUGCACCUUUCGCAAUUCUUUACCUUGCCCUAACCUUGGGCGCAACACCACCUGACUGCGGCUGCUUAAUAAACAGCAGAGAGUGGCUCAAGGAGCGAAUUGUAACCUGGUGCACAAAGCAAGCAGGCAGACAGACAGACAGACAGACAAACAGACUGACUGACUGACUGACUGACUGUGUUUGGAGUGAGCGAGACGACGCGUUCAAAUCAAUGGAGCUCGGCGUUGCUAUCAUAAUUCUGUGCUUCGCUGCUGUUUUUGCAGCGUUUCUCUUACUGGUUUUCGGACUGAUAUACGCGGAGUUUUCCAACUCCGAGAUCCCUGCUGGGGUUGCUCAACCCGGAAAACUUCGCCUGAUCCACGGGCUGUUGGUAGGCAUUGCGGUCCUGGGCCGGAUCUUCCAGAAUAUGGGUCUGUGUACCCAGCUGGGCUUCACACGCUGGGUCAGCAACGUCCUGUUGCCCACAAGUAAGGUGCCCCCACAGCUACUGAUCAAAGACCUGACCUUUGCUGGGGUCCCUGUUCGGGUCUACCAGCCAAAGGUGCCCUCCGCUGGCCACCGCAGGGGACUGCUCUAUUUUCACGGUGGAGGAUGGAUGUUAGGAGGCAUUGAUGCCUACGAUGGAUUAUGCAGAUACAUCGCCAAGGAGUCUGAAACUGUGGUGGUCUCAGUUGGGUACCGCCUAUCCCCGGAGCACCGCUACCCAGCACAUCUAGAUGACUGCCUGGCAGCCACUUCUCACUUCCUGGAGGUGGCUGAGGCAGAUUAUGGUGUUGAUCCACGGAAGGUAGCUGUAGGAGGGGAUAGUGCAGGAGGGAAUCUGUCGGCUGCACUCUGCCACCGGUUUGUGGAGAAUGACCUGCCUCUGCCCUGUGCUCAGAUCCUGAUCUACCCUGUUCUCCAGAUGGCUGACUUCAACCUGCCCUCAUACCAGCAGAACCAGUAUGUGCCUUUGCUCUACAGGGCCCGUAUGGCAUUUUACUACCUACACUAUCUAAACGGGGACACGUCUUUAUUGGAGGAUGUGCUGGAUGGACGUCACGUCCCAGUGGAACUCGAACUGAAGUACCGGAAGUGGCUGGGUCUGGAUAAUCUCCCCCCAGAGUUCAAAACUUGUGGCUUUACACCGAGAGCUGUAACCGCCCAUGACAAAGAAAUUUACGAUUUAAUGAAAGGUGCCCUGGAUCCCAGCGUGUCUCCACUGCUGGCUUCGGACACAGUCCUCUGUAAAAUGCCACCCACUUUCAUCUUGACCUGUGAGUUUGACGUGCUGAGAGAUGAUGGGAUACUUUUCAAGAAGCGUCUGGAGGAUCUGGGGGUGCCGGUCACUUGGUGGCACGUCCAGGACGGUUUCCACGGGAUCGUGAGUUUCUUUGAUAAAGGGUGGCUGACCUACCCAUCUGGUAAGCUGGCUCUUGACCACAUUGUCAGCUUCGUGAAGACUCUUUGAUCAGUGCACAGGGAUUCUGUAGUCACUAGAAUAACUGACCCAGUUUGGGUUUACCCAAAAAAAGCCAGAUAUCUGUCUUUCCUUGACCUCAAAUGCAGUUGCCUGACAUGGAUAUAUGUAACACCGGCUAGAUAAACUAAAGUAUCUUUAUAGAAGCAAGAUCCUGCUCCAUCUAGUGAUCUCUGCUACUUUGCAACCAAGUUUGCAUAAGUUUUUUGCACUGAGUGGGGAUAGUCCUUGCUAAUAUAGAGUCACUUUGGAAGGUCUAGCCUUAAAUAUGUCUGACAUGAAGUAGACCUGAUAAGCAGCUCCUAGUCGAAACACAAUAUUUAUAUAAUUGCAAUAAGAACAUCUUAAACAUGAUUUGCAAACAUCAUUCAAGCAAAAGGGGCAUUAAAAAUUCAAUUUGCAGCUACUUACUCUUAUGAUUUUUAGUCUCCCUAGACUCGGACAUAUUGUGCCCCAAUUUGGGGUUUCUAAUAGCUGCAGACCAGAUGUCAUAGUUGAAAGUGUUGCUUAUUCAAGUAGUGAGUCAGAAAAUAGCAAGUACAGAACUCUGCUUUCCUGACUAGUGUAGGGAGAGCCCUUGACCAGUAAUCAAUAUUCUUUUUGUAAGACAUUAAAAAAAGAAAUAUCAGUAUAUUUAUAAUACAAAGAUUCUGAUAUUUUAAUUAAGAGUAUAAUCAAACAGAUCACCUGCUUUCACCCCCAUAUUUAAGCCACAUUUCAAAGUACACCAUCAAAUCGGUCUGUAAAAACUCAGCCUCUCAUUCUGUUAUCAAACUGUGGCAACAGCUUCUUUCAUUUGCAGUGUACAAGCUGCAACCAGUCAUUACCUUUCUGUAUCACGUCUGUAUAAUUCCUGUAUAAUAUGAAUUAAUUCACCAACCUUCAACAUUUCUCUGACUGUAUAAUAUAUUCACAGACACCCCCUGCAAUUGGCAGUUCAAAUCUUGAAAUAAUUUUGCUCUCAGUCUGCUGUUGGUGGAAGUGAACAUAAUGUAUUUCAGGUGAACUUCAUGUCAGCCCUAGUUGCAGAUUGAAAUGUAACAUUAGUGUAUGUGUGGAAAUAAAGCCUCUUUGUGUGCCUGUUUUGUAAGCUAACCUGUUUUUAAAUGAAAACCCUUAAGCAUAAAAUUUAGCUAAACUUCAGAAAUAAAUGAAUGUGUGAGCAUAGGUCAAAAUGAGUAUUUAAAUGACAUAAUCCUGGUGUUUUACUAUUGGUUGCGUAUUUCAGUUGCGGUAAUUAAGGCAGGGGUGGAAAAUUCCAGUCCUCAAGGGCCAUUCCUCGGUUUGAGAGGCUAUCAAUUAAAUAAUUGAUUUUAAGGGCAUGAUUGUAACACAUCUGGGGUGGAAUAGCCCUCGCUGUGCACAACUGGAUUAGAGAAUGUGCUGCAGGGUCAGAAACUUACACUAGCCCUGCACCCAGGCCUGGAUUUCAGAUGUACCCUUAUUUAGAAAUAUUAUUGAAGUUAUGAGAUGCUAGCAAUCGGGUCCCUGAUAGAGCUGCACUGCUCUGAUUGUGCUUCUCAUCACAGCAUGAAUAAGUCUUACCACAGUCCGUGGUUUACUUGAGAAGUUAUGUGUGCAGCUGUAGCAGAGGAACAUAUUACUGAACAAGGGUCUAAUUGCAUUGUACUUAUUUGAGGGUAGUUCAGAACCCAUGACUGGGUGCAGGACUAGUGUAAGUUUUUAGCGAGUUAAGGUGUUAUAAAAUAUUUUUAAACCUACAUUGCAUUCUGGUAUCUGUAUUUCUGUCAGAAGGGAGAUGUACUGUUUAAGGUACCCGAACGCAUUGAGAGUUGUAAAAUAAUAAUACAACUGUCCCAAAGGUCAAAAUGAAUACAUAAAUACAAUUUCACACGGUACAAUAAAGACUUCAUAAUAUCAUUUUGGAUAUUUUCAAAAGUUUUCUGGGGGGGAAAAAAACAAAAUAAUUCAAGUUACAAAACAAGCUUUUAAGUUG
This is a messenger RNA of Polyodon spathula (Mississippi paddlefish), 3585 nucleotides long. RefSeq names its product arylacetamide deacetylase-like 4. The transcript has 4 exons. The coding region runs from base 381 to 1619 and encodes 412 amino acids. Gene Ontology annotation, molecular function: carboxylic ester hydrolase activity. Gene Ontology annotation, cellular component: membrane. Lineage: Eukaryota; Metazoa; Chordata; Actinopteri; Acipenseriformes; Polyodontidae. The record is from RefSeq and is a predicted model, not a curated record.